AUGGUCCUUACUGACGAGCAAAAGAAAGUUAUCAAAUCAACAGCACCAGUUUUAAAAGAACAUGGCAAACAAAUAACAUCAGUUUUUUAUAAACAUAUACAAGAAGCUCAUCCGGAACUUCGCAAUUAUUUCAAUCAAUCAAAUCAAACAACAGGUACUCAACCAUUAGCAUUAGCACAUACUCUUUAUUGUGCUGCUGAACAUAUCGAUAAUUUGGAGGUACUCAUGCCACAAGUACAACAAAUUGCCAAUAAACAUCGUGCCCUUUUGGUCAAACCCGAACAUUAUCCAAUCGUCGGAAAAUUUUUAUUAGAAGCCAUUGCUGAAGUUUUAGGCAGUCAAGCAACACCUGAAAUAUUAGAAGCAUGGAAAGCUGCAUACAGUGUUAUUUCUUCAAUCUUCAUUGGCUUGGAGAAGGAAAUGUAUGCCAAACUCGGCGAUAGUGAUAAAGCUUAUGCUGAAUACAAAAUUGUUAAAAAAGACACAAUUGCAAGUGGACCAACUGUUGCCGUUACACUCGAACGUGCCGAUGGAGGAAAAUUAGUCGAUUAUCAACCCGGACAAUAUAUUGUAGUACGUCUUGAAAAAGAUGGUUUGUUUCAUAAUCGAUUCUAUGGUUUGACUGAACCAUCCAAUGGCAAGACAUACAGCAUUGUUUUGAAACAAGAAGCUGACAAUGCUUCAAAUGCUACUGUCUCAAAUGAAAUUAUUAACAAUCGUGAUGUUGGCAGUACAGUUUUAGUUUCAGUCCCUUCUGGUACAUUCGGACUUGUCAAAGAUGCCAAACAUCAUGUACUCAUUGGUGGUGGUGUCGGUAUUGGCCCAAUCAAGGCUAUGGUCGAAGCUUUACAUGCCGAAGGAAAAUCAGCUUCAGCAACAUUAGUUCACUGUGUACGCACUGCUGAUCAUGCUGCUUUUGCCGAUAAAUUACGUGCUGCUGUUUCAGAUGGUCAAUACUUAUUAUUAACAGCAGAUAAUCCAAUAUCAAAAGCAGCAAUUGGAAGCAAACUUACUCCAGAUUCACAUGUUUAUGUAAGUGGAUCAGAAGCAUUUGUAACCAUUGUCGACAAAGUUCUCGGAGAAUGUGGCCAUCCAAAAUCUCAAAUUCACACAGAAGCAAUUGGACCAACACUUAGCAUAUUAAACAGAUGUUGUUAA
Rotaria sp. Silwood2 is the source of this 1158-nucleotide messenger RNA. The record is from the annotation of a GenBank genome assembly. Lineage: Eukaryota; Metazoa; Rotifera; Eurotatoria; Philodinida; Philodinidae.